UCGCGGUGGGUGUUUCCGCAUUCUGCAAAGAGCUGUCGGCAGAAGCGCGAGUUGGAGAGGGGACCGUCGCGUCUGUGAAGGAGCCUCCUCAGUCAUUCCCAGAGGAAUAGCGGUCCACCGCCAGGAAGCAGGGAUGCCCUACAUGUUCAUCAGUACGCAGAUCCGAUUGGAGAAUGGUCCAACAAAUGUGGGAGAUGAAUAUUCUGAUGCAACUGUGAUGAAUUACCUGGGAGCAAGGAAAACGACCAUGCUGGGAAACAAUUUUUCCGAGUACCAUGUGGACGACCCACCUCGCCUGGUGUUGGACAAGCUGGAGCAGAUUGGCUUCCGCGUGCUGACAAUGACAGGGGUGGGACAGACGCUGGUGUGGUGCCUCCACAAGGAGACUGAGUGAUGGGUCAUGGAACUAGUGGUGACUGCAUCAAAAUGCCUCUAGAAGCCGUUAAAAGGAUGAAUGAAUCGUGCUGAAGAACUUUUUCAACUUCUUUUGUUUUUUUUACUUUAAAGUUCUACAUUUGACAGCUUCAAAAUCAGCCCUUUAUCAAGUGAAAAUAAAGUCCUAAAAUUUAGAUUAUCCCAGACGUAAGGUUUUAGAUUACAUAAUAUAAGUGACAGGUCACCAAUUUCAAGGGCAUACUGAACUCCAGAUAUUUUAGAAGAUCCUUUGCUCAUAUUGUUUGCUAUUUACUACAGGUGACCAAGUGAGAAUGUAGGGAGUGAGGGCCAGUCUAAUUGUUAAUAUAUCAUUUGGUAAUACAACUUAAUUAAAAGGCAUGUCAUCCUGUGCAAAGACCUCACCCAGAUCUCCCGCUUUUCUGUCCAAUAAAUAAAACACAAUGCUAGAUAUAGUUUUGUACUCACAGCAGCUUGUAAAGAUGUUUUUUUAAGUGUAUCAUAUGCUUAUGAUUAAAUGGUGUAAUGAUGUGGAUUGUCUGCUUAAGAAUAAAAGAAAACAAUUUGCAUUCCUGCU
Messenger RNA from Perca fluviatilis (European perch), 970 nucleotides. RefSeq names its product GTP cyclohydrolase I feedback regulator (gene gchfr). Gene Ontology annotation, biological process: negative regulation of biosynthetic process. The transcript has 3 exons. The coding region runs from base 134 to 394 and encodes 86 amino acids. Gene Ontology annotation, cellular component: nucleus; cytoplasm. The record is from RefSeq and is a predicted model, not a curated record. Lineage: Eukaryota; Metazoa; Chordata; Actinopteri; Perciformes; Percidae. Gene Ontology annotation, molecular function: GTP cyclohydrolase binding.